This is a messenger RNA of Trichobilharzia szidati, 1082 nucleotides long. Lineage: Eukaryota; Metazoa; Platyhelminthes; Trematoda; Strigeidida; Schistosomatidae. The record is from the annotation of a GenBank genome assembly.
CCUUGACGGGACUUCAACUAAGACGCUACACCAGCGUGCCGGGACAUAAUGAAACCAGAAGGAGGUGGAGGUUUUCGUGGUGGACGUGGUAGGGGUGGACAAAGACAUAGCUUUGGUGGUGAGAAAAAGACUGAUGGUGAUGGUGGUGGUGGCGGUAGAGGGGGACGGUUCAGUGAAAGAGGAGGAUUCCGCGGUGGUCGAGGUGGUGACUUCGGGGGCCGCGGCAGAGGCAGAGGACGUGGAGGGUUUGGUCGAGGUACGCCACGAGGUAGAGGUGGCCGUGGAGGAGGAGGAGGAAUGAGAGGUGGGAGGAAGGUAAUGAUAGAGCCCCACAGACACGAGGGUAUUUUUGUUGCAAAAGGCAAAGAAGAUUGUCUUGUGACAAGAAAUGUGGUCGUUGGGGAAUCAGUUUACGGUGAAAAGCGUAUCAGUGUUGAAGAUGAUGCUGGGGGAAAGAUUGAAUACAGAGUUUGGAAUCCGUUCAGAUCUAAGCUGGCUGCCGGCAUAGUCAAUGGGCUGGAUCAGAUUCACAUCAAACCAGGCUCUCGUGUGUUGUACUUGGGCGCCGCCAGUGGGACCACUGUUUCUCAUGUUUCCGACGUAGUUGGCGAAGAAGGAGUCGUGUAUGCAGUCGAGUUUUCACAUCGUUCAGGGCGUGACCUUUUAAACGUUGCAAAGCAUCGUACUAAUGUAGUUCCCAUCAUUGAAGAUGCCAGACACCCGCACAAAUAUCGAAUGUUGGUUGGUAUGGUGGAUUGUAUAUUUGCCGAUGUUGCUCAGCCUGACCAAUCGAGGAUAGUUGGUGUUAACGCAGAGUAUUAUUUGAAGAAUGGUGGUCAUGCCGUUAUAUCUAUUAAGGCAUCAUGCAUUGAUUCGGUUGCUGCCCCUGAAGUCGUGUUCGCAAAAGAGGUAGAUACACUCAGAAAGCUACAGUUCACACCUCGAGAACAAGUUACUCUGGAACCGUUUGAGCGCGGUCAUGCAAUGGUGACAGCUCAGUAUAGAGCGCCAAAGAAAGUGAAAACCGAACAAUCAUAAAUGUAUUUGCAACAUAUGUACAUAAAUAUAAGUUUUCAUUUGUA